Molecule: messenger RNA, 924 nt
Organism: Dovyalis caffra
Lineage: Eukaryota; Viridiplantae; Streptophyta; Magnoliopsida; Malpighiales; Salicaceae
Source: the annotation of a GenBank genome assembly
AUGGCGUCGUCGAAGGUAAUGGCGUCGUCGAAACCCAGAAACUCGGAUCUACCUUCAACAACUCCAUCUCGAUCGCGACGCGCUACUUCUUCUUCUUCUGCUACUAAACCAGCUCAUCAAUCUACUGACCAAUUAUUCCAAACAGAAUCAACAAUGACAGUGGACGGCAUCUUACGUAACGUAUACGCCUCUCCAUCAACCGAAUCAACUCUCCUCGACGCACAAAUAACCCUAAUUGAUACCCCUAACCCUCUUCCUCCUCCACAUAUCGAAACAAAUGAUACUGAUAAUCGAGAUAUGAGCGAUGUAAUUCCACAAGAGACCAAGACUGCUGACGAUAUUUGGAGAGAAAUUGUGGCGGGUAGAAAGGAAAUGAAGGAUGAACCGGACGAGAUGAUGACUUUGGAGGAUUUUUUGGCAAAGGCGGGGGCGGUUGAUGUGGUUGGAGAUGAUGGGGAUGAGGUGAAGAUGCCUCCGCCGGAGAGGUUGAGCGGAGGAUUGUAUGCGUUUGAUCCUGUUCCGCCUAGUGCAUUUCAGGUGUUGGAUAAGGUGGAAGGGUCGAUUGUUGGGUUUGGUAAUGGAGUGGAGGGGGAGCUUGUUGCUGGCAGUGGUAGUGGUGGAGGAAGAGGGAGAAGAGGGAGGACGGUGGUAAUGGAACCUUUAGAUAAGGCGGCACAACAGAGGCAGAGGAGGAUGAUUAAGAAUCGGGAGUCUGCUGCUCGGUCCAGAGAGAGGAAGCAGGCCUAUCAAGUGGAAUUGGAGUCUUUGGCAGUGAGGUUAGAGGAGGAGAAUGAGCAGUUACUUAAAGAGAAGGAAGAGAGGACUAAGGAAAGAUUUAAGCAGCUUAUGGAAAAAGUGGUUCCUGUUAUCGAGAAGCGAAGGCCGAGACGUAUGCUCCGGAGAGUCAACUCCUUGCAGUGGUAG